Molecule: messenger RNA, 542 nt
Organism: Ceratina calcarata
Lineage: Eukaryota; Metazoa; Arthropoda; Insecta; Hymenoptera; Apidae
Product: transmembrane protein 234 homolog
Exons: 3
Source: RefSeq, a predicted model, not a curated record
ACGAAUGUAAUUUACAUUACAGAAUCAGUUUUUUACUUGAUUCUUGUGGCACUGUUAUGGGGUGCAACGAAUCCGUUUAUUAAAAGAGGUGCCAAGGGUUUAGAAAAUGUGAAAUCGUCUUCCAAGUUAGGACAAUUUUUCAAAGAGCUGGCGUUUCUAAUUUCGAAUUUAAAGUACACUAUACCAUUUCUCAUCAAUCAAAGUGGUUCCCUGUUGUAUUUCUUAACUCUGAGUACGACAGAUAUAUCAUUGGCUGUGCCUGUGACCAAUUCUCUUACUUUUAUAAUCACUGCAGUGACUGGUUGGAUUUUAGGGGAGGAAAAGAUACAUCGAAAUACGUACAUGGGAAUGGCGUUGAUUUUAGCAGGAACAGCUCUCUGCUGUUGGGAUAAGACAGAUAAUCCUGUGACGAUUUAGUCUUACGAGAAAAUCCAUUCAACGUUUAUUGAUGUCAAAAAAUUAUACAAACCGAAACAACAAACGCACGAACUUUUGGUUUAUCCUAAUAUUAAUGGAUUUUAUCAAUUGGUCGUACACUAUCA